This is a messenger RNA of Gloeophyllum trabeum ATCC 11539, 5499 nucleotides long. RefSeq lists its product as uncharacterized. Lineage: Eukaryota; Fungi; Basidiomycota; Agaricomycetes; Gloeophyllales; Gloeophyllaceae. The record is from RefSeq and is a predicted model, not a curated record. The transcript is spliced from 16 exons. The coding region runs from base 9 to 5297 and encodes 1762 amino acids.
CCGCCACCAUGACCGCCCUCAGACGCAUACAGAAGGAAUUGACGGACCUGAAUAACAAGCCGAUCAAGGAUCUUACAGUUGAGCCAAAGGAGGACAACCUCUUCGAAUGGAACUGUGCGAUCAAGGCUUCUCCCGAUAGCCCCUACAAAGGCGGCACGUUCCGCUUCAAAGUUGUGAUCCCUCCUACUUUUCCUUUCAAACCGCCGACUGUAACAUUCUUGACAAAGGUGUAUCACCCCGGAAUUAACGAUGAAGGGCAUAUAUGCGUGCCUAUCCUGCGUGAUGAGUGGAAGCCUGCGAUCACAAUGUCCACAGUCCUCUCCGUUGUACAGGAGAAGCUGAACAACCCGAGCCCUGAUGAUCCAUUCGAGCCCGACGUCGCUGCUCAACUCAAGAAUGAGAAGCCGAAGUUCCUCGAGACUGCGAAAGAGUGGACUAAGAAGAAGAGGUCGGACGUGAAACGCAGCCAGGUUCCAGAGUCCCUGAGGGCUCUGUCACAGGUGUCAUACCAAUCUCAGGCGCCUUCUGAGCAGUCAGAGGGUAUCACCUUGCCUGGCUUACCUCCUGAAAGCGAUUUCCGAACGUCUCUCAUCCUGCCCGAUCUCACUCGACGGUUUUCUCUCCUGAGGACAUCUUCUGGGAAUCCCUUGUCAUUGGACGAGUUACGCAGUCGCAUCGCUGAACACAGGGCGAGAGGCGCCGAAAACCAGCUCACCGAGGAGCAAGAGGAUAUGAUAUUAGAGACCCUCAGGUUGCGCAUCAAAUAUGGCUCGUCUUCUACGCGAGAUGCGAAUAGCUCUGCUGACUCUAUGGCUGAAGCCUCAUCUGACCUUGGAGACGGCAGGCAAUCCAUGCGUUCCACAACCACCAUGAAUUCCGGCUCUGUACAGUACUCCCCGUCUUCCCCGCAUUCUAGCGGGCGACCUGGCAAGAGAUAUAGCAACAAUAUCUUCGGCUCUUCUCGUCUUAGAGAUUAUGGAUACCGCCGAAGCGUAUCUUCCCAGCGGAGCAUAGGCAGCGGUCGCAGUGCAGUUUCUGCGACGGCAACAGACACAUCUGGCAGUGGGAAUAUAUCCUCUGGAUGGAGGGGCGAGGGCCAGGGCUCGUUGUACUCCGACAGCUUAAGGCCGGUAACUCCAGAGAACAGAGGCACCGCGUCAGCGUCCACUUCUGUUACUUCCAGCCCUAAUGAGAAGACGCCACUUGCUCGUUCUGUUACAUUGAAUCCGGGUACGUCCACGGAGGAGAGCUCAGCUUCAUCCCAAGGGUCGACUGCGUCAGAACGGCGACCUUCCAGAGCGUUCUCUCCUGUUGAGCUUGUCCAUAUGUCUAUCGCUCUAGAGGAUGUUAUACGCGAGAUGGAGGAAGAAGCUGAAGACGAGAUUGUAAUGCCCCGCACCCCGGUUGCCCCGUCCGCAGUCUUAGAAAAAGGCUCUAGCCCUAGCAAGUCCGAGCAUGUUCGUCAUCUGUCUCACUCCUCCAGAGAAGCGCCAGCGACUGCUGUUUCUUCCGACAAGGCUGUUGCUCCCUUGGACUUUGAGUCCCAGCGUGGUUCUCCUUCUCUUUAUUCACGGACAGGAGCAACAUCUCCGAGGCUCCCUGGUUAUGUCCCUGGGAUGCCACGGCCUAUGACCCCUCGCGAUACAGGACUGGACUCAGAUGACCAGGGUCGGUCACAUUCCACGACUCCCCGUGCAACUUCGCCGUUGCAGUCAGGAUAUGUCGAGCGAGCGCCAACUGGCAUGUCGUCCAACUUCUCCACAGGAAUUGUAAGGAGGGAUUCGAGCGCAUCCACUCGGCCCCAUCGGGUAGGUUCUCCGCUCGGAGGGACGUCCUUGUUUACAGCUAGGAGCAUAAAUGGACGGUUCACUCCUGAGGAUAGGGUAAGGAAGGGCGAAGACUCGUUUGGCCAGCAGGCUACCAACGGUGACGCCGCGCAAAGUAGGAGACCGGCUUCGCCUUUCUUAGGUAACUCCUAUCAGCGAAAUGCACCGUCGUCGCGCCCUGGUACUCCAUCAAAUAUUCGUUGGAAUACGGCAUCGAGCUCUUCGAUUUCCAGUGUGCCCCGAGCCAACGGGGCAAAUGGCAGCAUAUCUGGACAUAGUAGAUCUGACAGUGUUAUGAGUGGCACAGAUACCAACACCGACAUCCAUGGUAACCUCGAGAGAUCGAAGUCCACUAGUCGAUCUCUUCGGUCGCCCGCUCUCCCUGAUUCUCCUCUGCUUGACAAUGGCAAUACGAGUAUCAUGUCGCGCUUUGAUGGCACGUCACCCCUAGAUGUCAAUAGACCACCUUCUUCCAUCGCCGGUGAUCUAGGUUCCCCCAUUUUGAUGGCGAGUCGCCCAGUACGUUCUCCUACGCCCACUCAAAACAGUGCUCGAUCUCCUACGCCGGGUGCGGGCGCCGAUCACGACGUCGUGUAUCGCAAUGGUGGGGUUCGGUCUGUCGGACGAAGUCAACCUUCCUCUCCCUUCUCGCCUAAUGGCCUCGUGUUCUCACCAAUUGCGAAUUCUUCACACUCGUCCCUUGAAUCAGCAGGUUCGAGCUAUCAUUCAUGGGACGAGGAAGGCAAGCAAGAUCGUGUCUACGGCCUCUUCAAGGAUCUCGACCCCGAGCAACCUCCGUGGCAUGAGUUAGACAGUACCAACACCGAUUCUGCGGCUCUAGGGAAUAACGCGGACGACGACUGGGAUCCGGAGGAUAUUAUACGCCGCUAUGCUGGCUUGACCAAGGCUGACUUUGCCGCGAUCCAGGAUAAGUUAGUGAGAGCUGCUUUCUUUAAGACGACGACGCCAGAGAGCAGGCCGCCUUCAUUGAGACGGCGAAGGCCGUCUACCUCGCAUUCACUCCACGCUGCGGAACCUAGGGCCACCAGUCCUGCCCCACAAGCACCCCCUCCAACGAACCAAUCGCCUCGCUCGUCCAAUCCAGACAAUUUUGCGAAAGCGAAUGCUCUUCUCAACUCUGUCAUCGAUAGUAUACAGUCGCCCCGGUUGAACGCGGCUGAUCACGACAAAGCUGAGAGUCCAAGAGAAGAACCCAAGGCAGAGUCUUCGCCGCUGCUCGAGCCGUCUUCUCCGUCUAGUCCUCGUCGACGCAGAAAAGAUCUUGAUGAUGUCCUAUUUGGUUCGCAGGAACGUGACGAGUUCUCGAGCGCAGCUGUUCUUGCGCCUUCGUAUCUUGACGCCGAGGUUCCCGCCGCUUCACUAGGUCCAUCUAUCGCUACUCCUGAUGUCAUUUCAGUCGAUGAUACCACACCGACGUCCGUUAUCGACAUGGUGGCACAGGCUGAAUCUGAAUCACGUGCUGUUGUCACUCCGCUAUCUCCAAAAAGUCCUUUACUUGUGGAUCCUGUAGAGCUGGCCAAGGAUGUACAGCGGCGAGCCGAGGAAGCAACCGCGGCUUUGCGUAAGAUACCCUCCAACUCCAAAUUGCGCGAGUCUCGAAAACGCAUCAAUCCAAACCAGAUUUCUUCCCCUCAGCUGGUUAUGGCUUCCACAAGUGUGGAUGCCAUUCCCCUCCCUAGUCCAUCACCCGUUGCGGGCCACGCACAAGCUGCGAAUACAUCCAAGAUUGGACAACGGAUACGCAGGAUACGCGGUACAUUCCGACAGAGACCGCCGGCACUAAAUGGCGAGGAAGUCACACCAUUCCCUCUGGAUCUCAAGCCCAACCAAUCGCCGCCUGCUCGAGAUGAUCAAGCUCUUCAGCACGAAGUACCGAGCAUGCAGCUGCCACUGAGUGCUGUAGAUGCCCCUAACGUCAAAGUGACGUUGCCUAGUCCUCCUGCAUCAGCACCCGGAUUCAGAGGACUGAUAUCGCGGUGGCGUAAACCGCGCAACGCCGACUUCUUGCCCGAACAAGAAAGGUCGGGUCCGGUUGCGUAUACCUCGGCAGGCGCAUCUUCCGUCACGCUCCCCCCCGGCGAGCGCAAUACUGCUGCUCAAAUAUAUUCGGCUCCGGCUCAUCAUACAGAAUUCCCGACCGUGCCUUCAUUAGACCAUGAUUCGCCCUCCAAACUCACUCCGUCAGGUGCGACAGAUCAGUCGAACUCUUCGAUGAUGGCGGCAACGCCGUCAGAUCAAGAUGAGAAGGCUUUGAAGCAGCUCUUCGAUGCUGCCUCUAACUUGGGCCUAGAUCAGGAGGCGCUGAGCGAUCUACUUGUCCGUUCUACUUCUACAUCGUCACGUCCUUCGACGUCCAGGAUAACCAGAAACACUUCUCACGCUCAGAGCAUCCGUAGUCAGAAGCCUUCGACUUGGGAUAGAGCGCGCUCCCCGAUGCAAUCCGAUGGCAGACCCAGUCUAGACAGUUUCUUCGCUCGGCCCGCUGAGAACGUAGCACGAAAGCUGUCUUUGCGAAAUCGUACUGAGGCCAAGGACAAUGAGACGCAGCGCAGAGACGCCGAGGAGAAGCUGCCAGCCAAUGCCAUCGUACGAAGAACCAUCAUCAUGCCGUCCGAUACUAGAGCCUCUGCGAUUGACUGGAGCCUCUUGACACGCAAGACUUCGAAACGACAGCGGCCCACCAGCACUACCUCAGCGCAAUCAAAUCGUUCGGUUCAUGACCGCGCCCCGACGCCGCCGCCACCAAAGUCUCCGGCGACCCGACGGUUCUCUAACGAAGCAUCUCCUCCUGUACCUCAGCUACCUUCGACCGGUUCGGCGACGAGACCUGAUGGCAAUCUUCAAGUGCCGCUGUCCAGCUUUGCCGCGCCAUUGGAGAAGUCAAGCUCUGCCUAUGACUCUUUGUAUGAUAUGUACGCGAGUGAGGGUAAAGCCCCCUUAGCCCAGGCUGCGGGUUCGCAUGAGAGGGAUACAUUACCCGGAGUUGAUUCUGAACGACCGUCGACUACUGAGCCACCUCCCGCCAUCGAAGUAGUGGAGAUGGCAAAUGGAGAGACCAUAUGGUCGAUCGUGAAUGGCUUACGUGACGAUGAUGGCGAGUCGAUAUACGCCAGUCGAGCGAGCUUCCUGUCAGAAUACUCUCUACAUGACUCAAGUCAGGACGGAAUGCAAGUGUUCUUCAAAGAGCACGGAAGGAAAUCUUCCAAGGGUAGCAACACGUCCUACCUUUCUCAUAAGAAAUCCCCGCUCGCUCAAAACCGUCCAGAGACUAAAGUUUUCUACAGUUCUCCGGCGCAGAUUGGGCGUUUGAUCGAGAACCUGUCUGAAGGUUUGGAUGCCGGCUCGUUCAAUUUCGCAUCUCGUGGGCACGAUCAUUCCGAGGCUGAGACAAGUUUGUCCGUGGAGGCUAGAUUGGAGCAGAUGCUUGGCUCGAUGGGACACAGUUCGUGAUCAUUUACUCUGCUGACUUUAUUUUUGGUCAUCUUCACGGAGAUCUUGCCUCCAUCUACCCUGUGUCUAGUACAACGUUAUGCAGUCCGCAGGGACAACCGGGAUACAUUGGUAUAUUACUUAAACGUGUAAUGUCUGGGACUAACGAAACAUAGAGAAUGUCAGUAAUAAAUUAUCAUAAUCCCUGGAGAUCAAGCCAGCG